CUCACCCCAUACUAGCCAGGUAAUACCUUGUAUUGUUGCUCGGUUGUUAGUAAAACCGGGCAUGUGCAUUGCGUAAAUAUUACGUUGUGUUAUUUCUUAUGCAUAUUUGUUACAUUAUGAGGCGAAGGACUCCUUUUGUAGCAUUCCUUGCCUCUGCCGCCCCUCGUGUUUUAGUCACGUGGUCUUAUAUGCUUUUGAGGCCUGGUUUUGUCUACUCAGGCUCUUAUAGUACCUCUGUUGUUAAUGAGAAUUUAUCAUCAUUGAAGAUGUCGAAUACUAACAAUUCAGCUAUUGAUCCAUCUUCUGUGGAGCCCGAGUUGUAUGAUUUGGCUGUUAUAGGUGGUGGUUGCAGUGGUUUGGCUGCUGCUAAGGAAGCAGCUCGUUUGGGUGCCAAGACUGUGUUGUUUGACUAUGUUCGACCAUCUCCUAGAGGUACUAAAUGGGGACUUGGCGGUACCUGUGUUAAUGUAGGUUGUAUUCCUAAGAAGUUGAUGCACUAUGCCGGUAUUUUGGGUCACGCUGAGCAUGACCGUGAGAUGCUGGGUUGGUCUGACGCAUCUCCAAAGCAUGACUGGUCCAAAAUGAUCCAAACAAUUCAAAAUUACGUCAAGAUGUUGAAUUUUUCAUAUCGUUCCGGUCUUCUUACCACUGGUGUAAAAUACAUCAACGCUUUUGCAACUCUUGAGAAGGACCACCAAGUGAGUUACUUGGGUCCCAAUGGUCCGGAGCGUAUAAAGGCUAAGCACAUUUUAAUUGCUAUUGGUACUCGCCCUAUUAUUCCAGAGGAAGUGAAGGGCGCUUAUGAGUAUUCCAUUACUUCUGACGACCUGAUGAGUUUAAGCCACCCUGUAGGCAAGACAUUAAUUGUUGGUGGCUCCUUUGUUGCAUUGGAGUGUGCUGGAUUCUUGACAGCAUUGGGUUACGAUGUUACCGUUGCUGUGCGUUCGAUAAUUCUUCGUGGUUUUGACCGCCAGUGUGCGGAGAAGGUUGGUGACCUUAUGGAGAACAUGGGUACAAGGUUCAUUCGUGGCAGCAGUCCGACGUCUGUUACUAAACUAGCUGAUGGUAAAUUGGAGGUUACCUUUGACAACGGUCAUGUUGAGACUUACGACACAUUGAUGUAUGCCACCGGUCGUAAGUUACACGGUAUUUAUAAGUAUUUAUCUGAUCUUGGUAUCAAAUUUAGUAAAUCGGGGCUCAUUGAGACAGAUAAUGGCAUGACCGGCUACCCCAACGUCUAUGCAGUUGGUGAUGUUGCUGAGGGUAACCCUGCAUUGGCUACGGUUGCUGUUAAGGACGGUGAGAUGCUUGCUCGCCGUCUGUUUGGCAACAGUAACAAGCUUAUGGACUUGAACUACGUGCCAAUGUGUGUAUUCACUCCCAUUGAGUACGGUAAGUGCGGUUUGAGCGAGGAGGAGGCUGUUAAGAAGUACGGUGAUGUUGACAUAUACCUCAAGGAGUUCACUUCUCUUGAGUUUUCAGCUGUACACCGUCACAAGGUCGAGUGGAUGCAAACUGAUGAGAUGGACGUUGACAUGCCUCCUACAUGCUUGUCUAAGAUGAUUUGCAAGAAGGACGGUACCAUUGUUGGUAUCCAUUUCGUUGGUCCUAACGCUGGUGAAAUCAUCCAGGGUCUUUGCGUUGCUGUGCGCCUUGGCGCCAAGAAGUCUGACUUUGACGACACUAUCGGUGUUCACCCAACUGAUGCGGAGAGCUUCAUGAACCUUACUGUGACAAAAGCUUCCGGUGAAUCUUGGGUUCAAUCUGCUGGUUGCGGUGGUGGUCGUUGCGGUUAGAACCUAUUGUGUAAUAUUA
This is a messenger RNA of Babesia bovis T2Bo, 1815 nucleotides long. Its product is annotated as thioredoxin and glutathione reductase family protein. The record is from RefSeq and is a predicted model, not a curated record. Gene Ontology annotation, cellular component: cytosol; mitochondrion. The coding region runs from base 99 to 1796 and encodes 565 amino acids. Lineage: Eukaryota; Apicomplexa; Aconoidasida; Piroplasmida; Babesiidae. Gene Ontology annotation, biological process: cell redox homeostasis; glutathione metabolic process; cellular response to oxidative stress. The transcript has a single exon. Gene Ontology annotation, molecular function: flavin adenine dinucleotide binding; thioredoxin-disulfide reductase (NADPH) activity; glutathione-disulfide reductase (NADPH) activity.